AAGCCAGCGGUGCCCAAGAGACCAUCAAAGAAGACGCUUGUUUGACGAGGACCCGAGCUGCCGAGAGCUCAGGAUCCAAACACUGCAUGCACACUUCACACGCAGAGGCAGGGAGUGAAGCCAGAGCCUCUGCUCUCCUGUGGCGAGUGGAGGGAUGAAGGGAGAAGAAAAUAAAGAGAGCUGGAAAGGGAGAGUCUGACGCUAAAGAUGAGGAGAAGCAUAAAAGUUCAAAAAACAACAACAACAAAAAAGGAAAACUAACAGCCAGCACAGGGGAGAAGGCUCUCGAUAAUUAGAGUGCAGAGGAAAAGAGGUGGAGAAGAGGAUCUGAUAGAGGCGAAGGAGAGGUGGAGAUGUGAGGGAGAGCAGAAAGCGAGGUCCCCUGUAGUUUGGGAACAAGGGCAGAGGUGGGAGACAUGCCAAAGUGGCUUAAAUCAGCGGGUGGAAACGCUGCAGGUGCAGGAAGUGAUCUGAGGAAGUCAUGUGAUAUCUAGGAAACUUUAAUGGUAAACAAGGACACAUGAAAUGAGAAGUUGUGCUAGCCACGGAUGCUAUACAGUCCAUUAUGAUUGCAUAACAGGCAGAAUUACGUCUAUUUCCCAACCAUGAUGGUGUUGGGGUUACAUGUGGGAUAUUUUUUGCAGCAGACGUUAUUGUUUCAUAGCUUUUAGGAGUCUGGAAAACUCUUAUUAACUGUUCAACUUAAUAACCGUGGUUAAAAUUGUUGAAAUGUUUAGGAAAAGAUUUGAGAAAUUUCACCCUUAGAACAGCAGAUGUAGCCUUUAUGUAAUAAAAAAAAUCCCAUUAGAAUAUUUUUUUCAAAGGAGACUGUGAUAUAGUUCAAAACUAAAGCAGAUACGGAAUAACGAUAAAACACAAUAACAGGGGACAUAAAAGGCACAAUUCUCAAAUAAUAAUGAGUAUUUUUAAACCAUUAAAACCAUUUGGUGCCUGUUGCAAAUGAUCCAAUAUACAAAUAUACCAUUUUAAAACAUGUGGUCACCAUUAUGCAUCACAACUGUAUCACAGUGAAAAUGUGUGUUUUAUUAAGAGGGAAUGUGUUUUUCAAAUUUUGCAAGUAACGUGAAUAAAAUCUACAAAUUUUAAAAAAAAUUAAAAUCAGUUGUAUAGUUAAAUUUUAAUGCAUGUCUGGAACACAUGAUGGAACAGGAAGGGGCCGUCCCCAAACUUUUCCCACAAAGUUGGGAGCAUGAAAUAGUUCAAAAUAUCUCGGUAUGCUGAAGCAUUAAGAGUUCUUUUAACUGGAACUAAGGUGCCGACCCAUUUCCUGAAAAGCACCCCCACAUCAUAAUGUCCCCCUCACCAAAAUUCAAACUUGGACAAAUGAGCACCAUUCUCCUGGCAACCUAUGAACUCAGACUGGUUCAUCGGAUUGGCAGAUGGACAAGUGGGACUUUUCUCUCCAGAGAACACGUCUCUACUCCUCUCGAGUCCAGUGUCUCAGGGUGCCUUACACGACAGCAUCUGAUGCUUUGCAUUGUCCUUGGUGACGUAAAACUUGGAAACAGCUGAUUGGCCAUGGAAACUCAUUCCAUGAAGUUCUCAAUGCACUGUUCUUGAGUUAAUCUGAAGGCCACAUGAAGUUUGGAGGUCUGUUACAACUGACUGUGCAGAAAUUUGGUGACCUCUGCACACUAUGUACCUCAGCAUCUGCUGAUCCUGCUCUGUGAUUUUAUGUGGCCUGCCACUUCACGGCUGAGUUGCUGCUGUUACCAAUAAGUUCCACUUUACUGUAAUACCACUAACAUGCAACUGUGGAAUGUUUAAUAGUGACGAAAUUGACUUGACUAUAUACACCUGUGGCUAUGGAAGUGAUUGAAACACCUGAACUGAAUAAUUUGAAAGAGUGAACAAAUCCUUUUGGCGGUAUAGUUUAGCUGAUGCUGGUGGCAGAAGAGGAGUUUUUGCAUCUCAAAGCAAAGCUGCAACACGAUUGUGGCAAUGAUUGAAUGUACACUGACAGAACCAGAGGGCAACUUUGGAAGUAAAUGGAGAUGCUAUGAUGCUAUGUGAGAAAUUGACAGUACAGCAAUGAAGGCAUUCUUUGACACCUUCUUAAGAGAUCACAUCUUCAAAUCAGAUAGCUGAAUAAUUAGAAACUUCCACCAUGGUUUGCUGUUCACAGUCAGGAUGUAUAUUGAAUCCAACUGAGAAAUGUUUCCAUGCAUAAAUGUGAUGGGGAAAUAUUACUGGUCUCUUGAGCAAAUGUCUCGGCUUAUUCCAAAUGCUUGCUCCAAAUGGCAGGUUUAGCAAACAAAGACACUAGUAAAGGCAAAGAUUAAACAAGUGCAGCAAAAAUAGGUGAUCGAACAGAAGAACGACAAAAAUCUGAAUCCAACACCUUUGUUAUUCUCUCUGCCCUGUGCAUGUCACAUUUCAGGUUGAACACUUUUUCAUUUGCUGAACUGUUUAUACCGAAAAAGAGACAGCAACACAAAACCCUCCCUGAUGCAUGUCUGCAUGCAGUGCUUUAAGAAAUUAUGGGCUUCAGACUGAUACAUCCCACUUCUUAGUUAAAAUAAAAGAGAGAAAGACUGAUUUAUGCUCAUAAAUCAGCACCAAAGAUGCAGUGUGUACAGUCUGUUGAAAUUAAUUAGCAGUCUUGUCGGGGAGUUUAACAGUUCCCCCAACUCGUUGGAGGUCUCCCAUCGUGGAAUUCAAAUGAGCCAAAUGCAUGGGGAAGUCCAGAGAAGAGCAACGGGGGGUAUGGGCACAGCAUCGGGGUCAAAUGGAAGAGCCUCAAUGUAUCUUUGAAUGUAUACUGCCUGUGCAUACAAGGAGUUUAGCAGUGUGCCACUGAUAGACAUUGAAAAUUCACUGCAGGAGGUCUUCUCUCAAACUGGAACACCAUUGAUCCGAUUUAGUGUGCACUGAGAAAAGCCCCAGCGACUGAACAACAUUUUAAUAGCCUUUUGUGUCAGAAGGUGCUUUGUGGCUAUGAAUUUUAAAUGUUUCUACCUUUAAUGUUGAUGAGACCCAUCUCUGUGUUGCAAGUUUAAUCUUGGAUAGAUGUGUGCACACAACAAUACUGUAAUGGCCCAUUAGACACAUAGAGGGCAGCCUGCAACUGCUAAUUAAUGACUAGCAUGGUAAAUAUUAGCACGUCCUUAAAUAUGCAUAAACCUAGAAUAUGGGGCAAUGUUGAAAUCUCUCUCUCUCUCUAGCACACACACACAUGCACACACACAAAGAAACCCUGUCUUUUUUCCUCUGCAGCGUAUAAUAGUUCACAUAAUUUAAGGCAAUACGGCUUGAAGUCAACCAGAAAUUAAAGCAAUUUUUGCGUUUCAAAGUAUCCUUUCAUUUCUGCCUUGUGGGCUGAAGAAUUUGCAGGGAAAGAGCAGCUGUUUGCCUGUCCAAUUUCCUCUUGGCCUACACACGCACACACAAGCAUACACUCACACAUCCACAGCUCAUCAGGAGUUUACUUCUAAGGAAUGAUCUGGCGGCAUCUUGAGUGGCAGCUCACCACUGCGUUGCACUCGAGUGGUCAUCGACACUGGGUGAUUGCAGGAGGUUGCCCUCUCAUAUUUCCUCAAAAAAUCUCUGGCUGCGAUCCCAAAAUGUUCUGUCCAACCAAGCACACCAGCAUGAGAACAAAAAGAGCAGCCUCCCCUGGCAUCUCCACCACCGCUCCAAAGCUACUUGUUAGCACGGUGUAUUCUGGGGUAUCUGGAAAAAUGCCAGGAGUCAUGCAAUGCCAUGUCUGAAUUUAAUCCAGCAUGACACAUAG
Molecule: messenger RNA, 3754 nt
Organism: Haplochromis burtoni (Burton's mouthbrooder)
Lineage: Eukaryota; Metazoa; Chordata; Actinopteri; Cichliformes; Cichlidae
Product: PH-interacting protein
Source: RefSeq, a predicted model, not a curated record